Miscanthus lutarioriparius is the source of this 2727-nucleotide messenger RNA. NCBI's taxonomy places the organism in Eukaryota, Viridiplantae, Streptophyta, Magnoliopsida, Poales, Poaceae. The record is from the annotation of a GenBank genome assembly.
AUGCAUAGGCAGAAGAUUGCAAACUCUGGGUGGGCUGCGUUUGAUCGCAAGUGGCGCAGCGCAGAUGGCAGUGGGGAUGAAGGUGAUGCUGAUUCAUUUCCGGCUCUCUCAAGUUUUGGAGCCCCCAAUCUUGCUAGCAGCUCCAUUACAGAAAAGAAUGGGCCGAAAGCAAAGCCUUUUGCUUCAGUGGUUCGCCCUUCUGUUGAUUCUGGAGCUGUUAGUAAUGGACGCGGAAAUAAGAUUUCUGCUAAUCAUGUGGAUAAUGGGAAUCACGGUGCAAUCUCUGCAUCUGUUAAUAAAGUUGAGCUCUUGAAAGAUGCACACAGUUGGGUCGACAGUAAUUUAAUCGAGGAUGUACUAGCUGCUGUAAAUAAUGAUGUCAGCCAAGCAUCUGAUUUGUUGAAAGCUAUGGUCUCUCCUGACUUGCAGACUGGAGAGGGCAGAACAUCUGGCCAUCCUGCUGCUGUGAUGAAUAAAACACAUGGAUUACCAUCAGAAAGUUCUGCAGCAGGCAAUGCAAAUCCAGAUAGCUCACAGUUGUUGCUGCCACCGAUGAAUUUUCCCUCUAUACCCUUGCAGCCUGAAUCCGAAGAGAUUGAUGAUGAUUACUUAAACUACCGGAAAGAUGCAUUGAAGAUGAUGAGGGCUGCCACAAAGCAUUCCCAGUCUGCCAGCAAUGCAUUCUUGAGAGGUGACCAUGCUGCUGCCAAGGAACUCUCUCUCAGAGCUCAGGAAGAGCGGGCAGCUGCUGAAAAGCUGAAUAACAAGGCAGCGGAAGAAAUAUUUCGGCUUAGGAAUAGCAAUAAUGACAUCUGGAAGAUAGACAUGCAUGGUCUUCAUGCAUCAGAGGCUGUGGCAGUAUUGGAGAGGCAUCUCCACAUGAUAGAGUUCCAGCAGCCUGGGAAUAAGUCAGCUUCAACUGAGGACUUAGCUAAGUUGGAGUCUGAAUCAACCACUGGUUCAAACAUUGAGCUUGCCACUGAGAAGGUGGUCUUACGCCGGCCUAAGCAGUCUAUCUUACAUGUGAUCACAGGGAUGGGUAACCAUAGCAAAGGGCAGGCUUCACUGCCUGUCGCCAUUAGGGGCUUCCUUAUUGAGAACGGGUAUCGAUUUGAUGAACUGAGGCCUGGUGUUUUUGCGGUUCGUCCGAAAUUCCGCCGCAGAAUUGGGUUGCCAUUGCUAAUAACCAGUCUUUUUUACUGUGUGAUUCCUCUAGAGGCUCUGCUGAGGCUUUGUGAUUUACUGGCAUUUCAUUGGCUCUCCAAGCUCCAAGCAUUUUGCUUUCAAGCAUGGCAUUCCUCGUGCCCUGUCAAUUGUGAACAGAAAUCAACUUGUGAUGUCUUAGAUCUUGAGCUCGAGGGACAUCCACCUUCAAAAGUUGGCUUCCGAAGCUUGGCGCCACGAUUAAAGGUCAAUGCACUUUUUGGGUGGCCUAAGGGAGACACGACAACACGUCAACCGAUCCCUCCUGCUGAAUCAUAUAUGCUCUCAGGGUCAGCCUCAGAGGUAGGUACGAAACCACGUGAGGUGUCUAUUUCUGUUGCUUCUUCUAUCAUGGACAUUCCUGCUGCGGAUUGGGAUGCCUGUGCGUGUGAUCCAGAUGAUCCUCAAAACUUUAACCCUUUCCUUACUUAUGCAUUCCUCUCAAGCUUAGAAGAAUCAGGUUCUGCGGUAAAGGAAACUGGCUGGUUACCUUUCCAUGUUGUUGCACGGGACGAGAACGGACAUGUUAUAGGUGUUGUUCCACUUUACCUUAAAAGCCAUUCUAGAGGAGAGUUUGUGUUCGAUCAAUCAUGGGCAGAAGCUUACUACAACUAUGGCCUUGAAUACUAUCCAAAGCUCCAGUCUUGCGUGCCUUUUACUCCAGUAACGGGUCAAAGAAUAUUACUUCGAAAUACAUCAUACCGUGAUCAAGUUUUUGAUGCACUAGUCAAAGGUUUGAUGAGCCUGACUACCAAGAUGAACGUGUCAUCAUUACAUAUUACUUUUCCGUCUCAAGGUGAAUUCAGCAAAUUGAAGGAUAGUGGGUUGUUACAAAGAAUUGGGUUGCAAUAUCACUGGAGAAAUCGGAAUUACAAGAGUUUUGAUGAGUUUCUGAUGGAUUUGAAGCAGCCUAAACGGAAGAAUAUCAGACAAGAACGUAAAAAGAUUCCUGCUCAAAAUUUGCAAAUGAAGCGACUUCGUGGAGAUGAAAUAAAGAGCAGCCACUGGGACGCCUUCUAUAAAUUCUACCGUAACACAACUGAUAAUCAUUGGGGCAGACCAUACUUGACAAGGGAUUUCUUUCACCUCUUGGGAGAAAAGAUGGGGGAGAAUGUGAUGCUUAUUGUUGCUGAAAAAGAUGAUAAAGUUGUUGCUGGAGCUCUUAACCUUAUUGGAGGUGAUACACUGUUUGGCCGGUUAUGGGGAUGCCUGCCAGAUGCUUACUUUCCCAAUUUGCAUUUUGAAGCUUGCUAUUAUCAGGCGAUUGAAGCAGCCAUAGAGUUAAACUUGAGUAAGGUGGAGGCAGGUGCUCAGGGAGAGCACAAGAUCCAGCGUGGUUACCUCCCAGUGACAACUUACAGCUGCCAUUACUUUUCAAAUCCUGGUUUUGCGGCAGCUAUUGGAAAUUUUCUUACACAUGAGACAGCUCAGGUUAAGCGUGCUAUUAAGGUCCUUCAUGAUUCGGGUCCAUACAAGGAAGACUUACUGAAAGAGUUUGCAGCUCAACAAGGCGUCGACCUGUAG